UUACUAGAUUGAUUUUCUAACCUCUUUCGAUUGCUAUACGUGCCGUAACAUAGAAAUCACUUCUAAGCAACGAAUUUGGUAUAAAUAAAAUUUGAAAUUAUGUUCUUCACGAAUAUAUUACUUAAGAAAGUUAAAAGCAAAGGCGUUUUAGUGGCGGUUGAAAGCGUGGCAUCCGGACAUAGAUAUGUGGUGCCUAGAGAGAGAACAGCCGACAAACUGGAAAUAGUAAAAUUUGAUCCCUAUGUUCAAGCUAUGGUGUUGUAUAAAGAAAAGAAGAAACUCACUAGUAUCUAAGUACUGCUUCACCCAGUAUGUUCCAUUAUGAUAAAUUGUUAUAAAUAAGAUUGUAAAUGUUCAGUAAUAAAACAAUGCAAUCUAAUGUUCUCAAUAACAUUUACAAAGGCAACAAUACUGGCUUCCUGUUUCAACAGUUACAACAGGUUAGCCUCUGGGCUGCUGUUGAAAUUGUGCAAAAUUUAAAAUAGCAUUUACUGUUA
Molecule: messenger RNA, 497 nt
Organism: Colletes gigas
Lineage: Eukaryota; Metazoa; Arthropoda; Insecta; Hymenoptera; Colletidae
Gene: mRpL33
Product: 39S ribosomal protein L33, mitochondrial
Exons: 3
Coding region: 100-294 (64 amino acids)
Biological process (GO): translation
Cellular component (GO): ribosome; mitochondrion
Molecular function (GO): structural constituent of ribosome
Source: RefSeq, a predicted model, not a curated record